This is a messenger RNA of Chlorocebus sabaeus (green monkey), 2714 nucleotides long. RefSeq names its product Frey regulator of sperm-oocyte fusion 1 (gene FREY1). Lineage: Eukaryota; Metazoa; Chordata; Mammalia; Primates; Cercopithecidae. Gene Ontology annotation, biological process: sperm-egg recognition; fusion of sperm to egg plasma membrane involved in single fertilization. The record is from RefSeq and is a predicted model, not a curated record. Gene Ontology annotation, cellular component: endoplasmic reticulum membrane.
CUUGGAGCCAUGUAAGCUGCUAUGGGGGAGGGCCUGGACAGGGUGGGCUGCAGGCUGCUCUUCUCCCUGACCUUAGCCUGUCCCCAGCCACUGGCCCUGUGAAGAGCCAGCCUCUCCUGCUAGAGUUUCAAACCCACAGAGAGGGCUCCAUCUGCACCUGGGUCCUCCAUGCCUCAGCUCCUCCCAGACACGCUGCUUUCCUCAGGGCCCUCUGAGGAGCGCCCCCCAGGCCCUCACCCACAGGCAGGAGAAGGGGCUGCCUGGGCUCCCAUGGUCUCCAGCUUAGUGGAACAGGCAUUUCUGGGCACAUGCCUGGCCAUCAGAAACCAGCAGUGAAGCACGGACCGCUGUCCUCCGCCUCUCACCCACAGAGGAGACAGGCACGUGGAUGCAGGUGCCACACUGGGGGCUUGGGAGGAGCUGGCAUGUCCAGAGUGGGGUCUAGCUUGGGGGUGGCCCGGUAGUGGCGACCACCUGCCUGCAGUGGUGACAGAGGUGAAGGGUUUCAUCAGGCUCCAUCGGCGAAGCCUUGACUCAGGCAGGCUUGAAGCCGGUAGAACUGUCCAGUUUUUCGAUAGGCAGCCUGCAAGGGGCGGCUGUGUGCCCGGGGUCACCGCUGUGUGUAGCCUUGCGAGGUGGGAGCUGAAGGCUGGAGGGGAAGGUCAGGGUCAAACUGAACACAGCAUCACAAACCCAGGGAAGAAACUUGGACCUGGUCUGUGGUAGGCAGGGAGGGGCCUGUGUUGUAAAAAUUCCAGCAGCCUGGUGGAGAAUGCUUUGGCGGGCAGAGGUGGAAGAAUGGGGGCCGUGACGUUGGAGCCAGUGGUCUGUAGCAGUGGGAGGGGCAAUGGCAGUGGCAGCAAAGAGAGGGAGAUUGGGGUAACCCCAGCUAGUCUUGGGGACUGGCGUGGAGGAGGAAGAUGGUGUCUAGGAGACGAGGAGCAGAAAGGACGAAGGACUUUGGGGUUAGGCAGAGCGGACAGAAUUCCAGGUUCCUGGCAGAGCGAGCCUUGGCGUGCACAGGAUACUGAGGUAGGCUCGUGGAGACGUGUUGUCUCCAGGACUUACAAAGGGAGGUGGCCACUGGGAAGUGAGUGCAGGGACAACAUGCAGGGGGUGACUGGGCUGAAGGAACCCCAAGAACUUGUCAGCCUUGGGUUCUCAGGACCAGGAGCAUGAAUGAGGCCACUGGAGGAGCCAGGGUUGGAAGCAAGGGACUUCUCUCCCUGGGGCCCUCCGCCGUCAGAGGAGAGCGGCUGGGAUUACCAAAGCUCCAGAGCCCUGGGCUCAGCCCUCAGGUUCUGAUACUACACAUCUGGGGUGGGGCCAGGAAUUUUGUUUUGAAGGCUUGCUGUGGUUCUGGUGAGCCAGGUUCGCACUGCAGGUAUAAGUGGACUGAGCCUGGCUGCUGAGUGGAGAACCAGGAGCCAGCCAGAGGCCUUCUGCUGGCACCUGCAGCUGAGCCCAGGCCUGCAAGGGGAGGAUGUCCAGUGCAGGGCCGAGCUGCACGUGCUCACUGGGCGCCUACCAGGGGUCCAGGGCUGCAGAUUCCAGUGAACAAAGCCCUCCCUGCCCUCCUGAAGCCUGCAUUUGAGGGGCAGGUCCAGAGCUCUGCCACCACGUCUGGAAGCCAUCUAUCUAGCCUCAGGCCGCUCUAAGCUGCAGGCAGCCGAGAGAGAGAGGUCCUGAGCCGGGGACAUGGGGAGCCUGGACAUUCCCUCUCACGUAGACCCUGAGACGGGCAGAGCUGAAAGACCCACUCUGGGCUCCUCAGCUGGCAGGACCUGCCUGUACCUCCUGCUAUGCUAGCGGGAGUUGGGGAGGCUGUUUGAAUGGCUGGGGCUCUGGGUGGUGAGGAGCCCCUGCCCUCUUCAGAGGGCCUGUGUCUGUAGGGUGUGUUAUGGACUACAUCACAGAUGAGGAAACUCCGGCACACAGAGAUGAAGUGACUUGUCCGGCUACCAAGAGGCAAGGUCAGGACCUCAGCUGAGAUCUGACUGUACAGUGUGUGCCCUGAUUCCCUGGGCAGCGACACUAGAACAAGAUCAGGUUUGGCACCUAUUAGCCAACAGCAUCAAUAAGAACAAAAGCCUCAGGGUGGAGGUUGCUGGCCCUGCAGGUGCUGACGCAGGCCUGGAAUGAAGGCCCUUUGUGAGGUGGCCCUGGGAACUGGCAACAGGUUCCGUCCUGCCAGGAGAGGGACGACAGGAGCUGGGACCUGUGUAGGAGAUGGUUCUCGCCAUGCUGGGGGCUCUGCACCCCCGGGCUGGGCUCAGCCUCUUCCUCCACCUCAUCCUGGCAGUGGCACUGCUUCACUCCCAGCCUCUGAGGUCUCAGCAGUCUGUUCCUGAGGCAUUUUCCGCACCCCUGGAACUCUCGCAGCCACUCUCCGGCCUGGUGGAUGGUAGUAUCUCUCUCGUCCCCUUCCCCUGCCCCUCCCUGACAGUGGAGACUCCCCUAAGGGGUGCCCCAAGUCCAGCCUUCAGGGGCUUGUCAUCCCAAACCACAUCUGUUCAAGGGUGCCAGCUGCCCCUCCCACCCAUGCCCUCCUUUCUCUCUCUAGACUAUGGCAUCCUCCCCAAGCACCCGUGGCCACGAGGGCCUCGACCCCUCCUGUCCCGGGCCCAGCAGCGCAAGCGGGAUGGGCCCGACCUUGCUGAGUAUUACUACGAUGCACACCUAUGACCCAAGGCCCCCAUAAAGUUACUACGCAU